AUGGGCAAACACUAUACCCUGUACGAUCAGGAUCACGUGGGCGGCUCCCACGAGCGUCCUGGUCUGUCCCGGUCGCUCAAAAACUCCCUCCGUCGUGUUUGGGUGAAAAGACUGACCGGAACACCCACCACCAUAAUGGUCGGGCCCGACCAAUUGAUAGACGAUUUGAAGCAGGCCGUCGUGAACAAGUUCCCGAACUCUUUGGCGAGACACUUUGAUCCGGCAGAAAUCCAGAUAUUGGUGCGUGUGAGUGGCAGAGAGAAUACCACUUCCGGAAGACGAACUAAUAAGAAAAAGCCCGCGCGAAAUCCGGCCCUGAGUAGCGAGGACGUAGCUAAGAGCUCGCAGGAGUGGCAGGACCAGGACUCGGUGGUGGCGUUGGCUCCAGACCAGAUUGUGUGGGACGUAAUUAAUGAGUACUGGGGAGGAGCCAUGUCUAUAGAAGAUGCGUUUAUUGUAGAUGCCGAUGCGAACGAGACCAUGCCUCCGGUUCCGCCCAUCCGGCGCGGUCUUGAAGACCCGUAUCCGCCGUAUUUCGAGCAGGAUGCCAACAAGCUGGCCGAGAAGUUGCCGUUGCUGCAGCUGCGACUUACCGAUGCCCGUUCUCCCUCGAGCGCGCCGGAGCAGCUCUACCAUCAUCCGAGACCACAAUACCCCGCCGGCAACAAUCAUCUAAAAAACAAGACGCUCCUGGCGUCGCCUAAUUUCGGUACCCGCAUGGGUCUGCUGGUGUUCUCCACUUCUACUGUUCCUGGGAAACACUCGACCAUAAUUCCUUCUAGCUCUCCUGGUCCAUACAACCAGCCUAACAAGUUAUUGACGUCACAGCCGGUGCUUCUUCUACCUAAGAAUUUCUCUCUAGGGGACCAGAACGGCCAGAAACCUGCUCCGUUCGAUGAGCACAAGAGUAAUGUGUCUAAUGUCGGGAUAAAACAGAGCCGUAGCAGUUCUCAUGAAACCUCUCAUAAACCCCAUCCACACGAUUUGGAGAAGUCGACCCUGAUGUCAAAGCGCAUCUCGGAAGGCAAUGGAUCCACCAACUCCUCUGCAGACGGCCAUCCACAAGAUCAACUGCUCAAGGCAAUACCACUCAGUGCAUCUAGUAGCAAGAACCAUGUUACUGGAAGCGUGACACGUUCGCUUGAUGCCAAGUCGUCGAAAUUGAAGAAUAAAACACCACUUUCCACGUUCGAGAAAGUGUUGCCGCUGAUCUCCGUAUUGGUGGUGGAAGAUAACUCCAUUAAUCAAGCCAUUUUGGGUGCAUUCUUGCGGAAACACAAGAUUCACUAUCAUAUAGCCAAGAAUGGACAGGAGGCCGUUGACAAAUGGCGCAAGGGAGGAUUCCAUUUGGUCCUUAUGGAUAUUCAAUUGCCUGUCAAGUCAGGUAUUGAGGCCACCAAGGAGAUCAGAAAUCUUGAGAAAAUCAACCGAAUCGGAGUUUUCGCACAGCAUGAACUAGUGGGUGCAGUCGGCGGUCAGGGUCAAGAGGAGCUUACCGAUGACCAAAAGCUCGACCUUGAUCUCUUCAGAUCGCCAGUGAUCAUCGUGGCGCUCACUGCGUCUUCCAACUCGUCUGUGGAUAAGAAGAAUGCUUUGACAGCAGGCUGCAAUGACUUCUUAACCAAGCCUGUAAAUCUUGUGUGGCUUCAGAAUAAGAUCACCGAGUGGGGAUGCAUGCAAGCAUUAAUUGAUUUCGAUGGGUGGAAGGAUAAACGGACCCUGACCCUUGGAUCCUCUGGGAAGGACGUCAAGGCAGGGAAGUAA
Molecule: messenger RNA, 1764 nt
Organism: Australozyma saopauloensis
Lineage: Eukaryota; Fungi; Ascomycota; Pichiomycetes; Serinales; Metschnikowiaceae
Gene: SSK1
Product: mitogen-activated protein kinase kinase kinase
Exons: 1
Coding region: 1-1764 (587 amino acids)
Biological process (GO): osmosensory signaling via phosphorelay pathway
Molecular function (GO): phosphorelay response regulator activity; protein kinase activator activity
Source: RefSeq, a predicted model, not a curated record